GUUUUGUUUUUCUUUGGAGGAGUAUUUAUUAGUAUGUACCAAAUUCGCUUGUCUUACAAUUCAAUGGGCAUCGACUUCACGGCCAAGUAGUUGUAUAAAAGAACCAACUAUACCAUAUGCUUGUUGGAGGAAAAGAAAACAGUUCAUAAUCUCUCUUGCUUUUCCUGAUUUUUCUGUUGUCUGUAGUAAAAUCCAUCUGGGUUUCUCCUAGUUUUGGUUUUUUCGUUCUUUUUUGUUGCUGUGAUCCAAAAUGCCGACCAAUAACUUGCUGCUUGAAGAACCCAUAAGGAUGGUUUCAAUACUUGAGCCUUCAAAGCCUACUUUCUUUCCAGCAAUGGCAAAGAUUGUUGGGACUCUUGGUCCGAAAUCACGAAGUGUUGAUAUAAUUUCUGGCUGCUUGAAGGCUGGAAUGUCAGUGGCAAGGUUUGAUUUUUCUUGGGGUGAUACUGAAUAUCACCAAGAGACAUUGGACAAUUUGAAGACAGCUGUCAAGAAUACCAAGAAGCUUUGUGCUGUUAUGCUGGACACAGUGGGUCCAGAGUUGCAGGUGGUUAACAAAACUGAUCGCCCAAUUUCCCUUGAAGCAGAUACUUUGGUUGUCCUAACACCAGAUCAAGAAAAGGAAGCCUCCUCUAAUCUGCUACCCAUUAAUUUUAGUGGUCUGUCAAAGGCUGUGAAGAAGGGGGACACUAUUUUUAUUGGGCAAUAUCUGUUUACAGGAAGUGAAACUACUUCUGUGUGGUUAGAGGUGACAGAGGUGACUGGUGAGGAUGUGGUUUGCCUGAUAAAAAAUUCUGCUACCUUGUCUGGGCAAUUGUAUACUUUGCAUGUCUCUCAAAUCCAUAUCGAUCUGCCAACUCUGACUGAGAAGGAUAAGGAGGUCAUUAGCACGUGGGGUGUCAACAAUAAUAUUGACUUCCUCUCGUUGUCAUACACUCGACAUGCUGAAGAUAUUCGUCAUGCCCGCAAUUUUCUUUCUAAAUUGGGUGAUCUUAAUCAAACUCAAGUUUUUGCAAAGAUCGAAAAUGUAGAGGGGUUAAAUCAUUUUGAUGAGAUUUUACGUGAAGCUGAUGGAAUUAUACUUUCUCGUGGAAAUCUGGGGAUAGAUCUCCCACCAGAGAAGGUAUUUUUGUUUCAAAAGGCUGCUGUUUACAAGUGCAACAUGGCUGGAAAACCUGCAGUGGUUACUCGUGUUGUGGACAGUAUGACUGACAACUUGAGACCUACUCGUGCUGAAGCAACUGAUGUAGCCAAUGCAAUAUUGGAUGGAAGUGAUGCAAUUCUUCUAGGUGCAGAAACCUUACGGGGACUGUACCCUGUAGAAACCAUUUCUACUGUUGGGAAGAUUUGUGCCGAGGCAGAGAAGGUGUUCAAUCAUGAUUUUUACUUCAAGAAAGCUGUCAAACAUGUAGGAGAGCCAAUGACUCAUUUGGAAUCUAUUGCUUCGUCAGCGGUACGAGCAGCCAUCAAGGUGAAGGCUUCAGUGAUUAUUUGCUUCACUUCGUCUGGAAGAGCUGCAAGGUUGAUUGCAAAGUACAGGCCAGCAAUGCCUGUGAUAUCAGUUGUUAUCCCACGGCUUAAGACUAAUCAACUGCGUUGGACUUUCACUGGAGCUUUCGAGGUAUUUUUCUGAUUAAUUAUUUAUGGA
Carica papaya (papaya) is the source of this 1648-nucleotide messenger RNA. The record is from RefSeq and is a predicted model, not a curated record. Lineage: Eukaryota; Viridiplantae; Streptophyta; Magnoliopsida; Brassicales; Caricaceae.